CGCUCCCUUCUCCCUGACACUCACUUCCAUCAACCUACCUCUCUCUAGCUCUCUCUCUAGCUCUCUCUAGGUCUCUCUCUUUAUGGAGUAUAAUGCAAGCUAUGCUCUCAACGGGAAGAUUAUGCUAUGCUCAGUGACCAUUCUCUUCCUUUUGGUACUCACCAUGGUGUGCUUCCAUAGCUGGCGGGGCUGCAUCCACAGCCACCACCGCCGUAACAGACGUCGCCGCCGCCAAGCUCGCCACCUAUUCAAUCACCUCGUUACACCCAACGCCACCAACUCUACUGAUCAAGGCCUCCCCCCCUCCGUCCUCAAAGCCUUAUCUACCUUCACUUACUCCCCCGUAACCCACGGCUCUCCGCUAGAAUGCGCCGUCUGCUUAUCGGAGUUCGAAGACGGCGAGCGUGGCCGAGUCUUGCCCAAAUGCGAACACACUUUUCACGUCCACUGCAUUGAUACGUGGUUCCGCUCUCGCUCUAAGUGCCCACUGUGCAGAGCACCGGUUCAGGCCGAUAUUUCGGCCGAAACGGAGAAUGAAUCGGCCGGUUCACGGACAGAGCCGGGUCAAAGGGAAUCGGCUGAAAUGGGUUGCUCUGGCUUUUCGCAGCGGGUGAGUCUUGGGCCCUCGGAUGGCCAUCGAAAACCGUUGGAGCUGGUGGGCAUAGCUGUGGAGGUGCCUAGGUUGAGAGGGUUGUAUGAGAUAGGUUCGGAUUCACCCGGUGUACACGGGUUCAAGUCUUCGGGUAAUCGGGUUCUGUCCAUGAAGAGGAUUUGGAGCAUAUAAGGGAAAAAGGAGACGACCAUCGAGAUAUGGGAGGUUGUUUCGUGUUAGCAGAAGCAGAGUCUUGGAACACGUGGCUAUAGAUUUUGCAUGCGUGGCAAAUGUACACUGUUUGAUCUUUGGUUGUUGGUUUGAGCUAAUUACCUCACUCUUGUGGGGAUGUAUAUAACUAAUUGACUACUUAAUUAUUCAAUACGGAA
Messenger RNA from Corylus avellana, 981 nucleotides. The record is from RefSeq and is a predicted model, not a curated record. Lineage: Eukaryota; Viridiplantae; Streptophyta; Magnoliopsida; Fagales; Betulaceae.